Fusarium vanettenii 77-13-4 is the source of this 1836-nucleotide messenger RNA. RefSeq lists its product as uncharacterized. Gene Ontology annotation, biological process: secondary metabolite biosynthetic process. The record is from RefSeq and is a predicted model, not a curated record. Lineage: Eukaryota; Fungi; Ascomycota; Sordariomycetes; Hypocreales; Nectriaceae. Gene Ontology annotation, molecular function: oxidoreductase activity, acting on CH-OH group of donors; flavin adenine dinucleotide binding. The coding region runs from base 1 to 1836 and encodes 611 amino acids. The transcript has 8 exons.
AUGGCCAGGCUCCCGGUCCUUGCCGUGGCCGCUGUUGGCUCCCUCUAUGCAACCACUGCCCUAGCCUACCCAGGUGCUAAGAGUGCCGAUCUUCGUAAAGAGUACGAUUAUGUCAUUGUCGGUGGAGGUGCAGCCGGUCUGACAGUUGCAAAUCGUUUGUCUGAGAACCCUGCUGUAACUGUCCUCGUCAUCGAAGCUGGUGACUUUGACGCCAAUGAAGACUUUGUCACGAUCCCUGGCCUCGCUGGCGGCGCUGUCGGUACCAAAUACGACUGGAACAUCACGUAUCCUGCCAGCGAGUCGCUUAACGGGCGCAGCGUCUCGAUCCCUCAAGGCAAAGUCGUGGGAGGCUCAACCAAGCUCAACCGAAUGGUUUUUGAUCGAGGAUCGAAAGCAGACUACGAUGACUGGGCUGAGCUAGGUAACAAGGGCUGGGACUGGGACACUCUUUUUCCCUACUUUAAGAAGAACGAACAAUUCACUCCUCCCAAUGCCGAUAUCCAGAAGGAGUAUGCCAUUACUACGGAUGCGUCAGCUCAUGGUACUUCGGGCUACAUGCACUCAAGCUACUCACCCUUCUUUUGGCCUACCACAAAGAACAUUGUCAAGGCGGUCCAAGAGCUUGACAUCACUGUCGCUCGCGACCAAGCCAACGGAAGUCCUAUCGGAGGAUACUUCUGUCCUCAUAACCAAGAUCCCAAAACGCUGACGCGGUCCUCUGCCCGGGAAGCCUACUACGAGUCGGUCUCCAGCCGGAAGAAUCUCAAGAUAUUGACUGGCCAACAAGUUACACGCGUACUCACUAAGAAGUACAGGAGCACAGUCAAGGCCACAGGUGUAGAGUUUGCCAAAAGCAGAGACAGUUCCCGCCAGACAGUCAGGGCCAAGAAGGAGGUUAUUCUUGCGGCGGGAGCAAUUCAUACGCCCCAAAUUCUCCAAGUCUCUGGCAUCGGCGAUUCGACCCUUCUCUCUAGCAUCAACGUCGCCACAGUCGUGGACCUCCCUGGAGUCGGCCAGAACUUCCACGACCAUGUCUUGCUCGCCGUAGUCAACCAGAUCAAAGCACCUGUUCAGACCAGCGACCUGACCAACAACGCCACCUUUGCGGCACAAGCGCGAGCUCAGUACGACAGUAAGAAGAAGGGUCCCCUAACAAGUCCCACUGGCGAUUUCCUCAUCUUUCUGCCCCUCUCCGUCUAUUCAAGCGCAGCCUCAGACAUCCAUGAGCAAGCAACUGGCCAAGACGGCACCAAGUUUCUGCCGCCUGGCACGCCCGCCGAGAUAGCUAAGAGCUACCAGAAGCAGCAAAAGCUUCUUAGCGAGAAGUUGCUCGACAAAAAGACUGCUAUUCUUGAGCUCAUCUGGAGUGACGGCGCCCUCGUCCUCGGUCUCCAACACCCAUUCUCGCGAGGAUCCGUCAAGGCUAAAUCAUCUAGCAUCUUCGAUGCUCCUGUGGCCAACCCGGAGUUUCUUAGAAACCCACUUGAUGUCGCCCUUUUGACUGAAGGUAUUAGGUUUGCCCGAAAGCUUGUUGAGGCGCCCUCUAUCAAGAGUCUCGCGCCUGUGGAGGUCGUCCCUGGAGCCAAUGUGACGUCCGACGAUGAUCUAGAGCAGUUCAUUCGCUCUAGUGCUGGAACACUGUUCCAUCCCGCUGGGUCCAACAGGAUCGGCAAACGUGAAGAAGGCGGUGUUGUCGAUGAGAACCUCAAGGUCUAUGGUGUUGAUGGGCUUCGAAUUGUUGAUGCUAGCGUGAUUCCUUUGCUUCCUGCUGCGCAUACUAUGACGACUGUAUAUGCUGUAGCUGAGCGGGCUGCGGACCUUAUCAAACGGGGAUAG